Messenger RNA from Plutella xylostella (diamondback moth), 8204 nucleotides. RefSeq names its product alpha spectrin (gene alpha-Spec). The record is from RefSeq and is a predicted model, not a curated record. Gene Ontology annotation, molecular function: protein binding; calcium ion binding. NCBI's taxonomy places the organism in Eukaryota, Metazoa, Arthropoda, Insecta, Lepidoptera, Plutellidae.
GGCUAAGUUAAAUUUUGAACACAUCCUAAGAGGCGGUGACGCGACUCGGGUGUGUGCUUUGCAUUUCGAGUUAUUUCGAUCGAAUUUUCGUGAAAAUAUUACAAAAUUGGUGAUAAUUGUGGGAUAAUCUACGACAUAUUUAUAUUUUAGUUGAGUUGACGCAUCCAUCAUGGAGCAGAUCCCGCCUCCCAAGGAGGUGAAGAUCCUCGAGACAGCUGAGGAUAUUCAGGAGCGCCGUGAACAGGUGCUGAACCGCUAUGAAGACUUCAAGCAAGAGGCCCGCGCCAAGCGAGAGAAGCUCGAAGACUCUCGCCGCUUCCAGUACUUCAAGCGUGAUGCGGACGAGCUCGAGUCCUGGAUCCAGGAGAAGCUGCAGGCCGCUAGUGAUGAGAGCUACAGGGACCCCACCAACUUGCAGGCUAAGAUCCAGAAGCACCAAGCCUUCGAGGCGGAGGUGGCGGCGCACUCCAACGCCAUCGUGGUGCUCGACAACACCGGCUCCGAGAUGAUCUCCGCUGGACACUUCGCCUCUGAGACCAUCAGGCGUCGCCUGGAAGAGCUGCACCGCCUGUGGGAGCUGCUCCUCUCCCGGCUCGCGGAGAAGGGCAUGAAGCUGCAGCAGGCGCUGGUGCUCGUGCAGUUCCUCAGACACUGCGACGAGGUCAUGUUCUGGAUUCAUGACAAGGAAACGUUCGUGAGCGCGGAGGAGUUCGGCUCGGACCUGGAGCACGUGGAGGUGCUGCAGCGCAAGUUCGACGAGUUCCAGAAGGACAUGUCCGCGCAGGAGUACCGCGUCACCGAGGUCAACGCCCUCGCCGAGAGACUCGUGCUGGAGGGACACCCGGAGAGAGAGACUAUUGUCAAGAGGAAGGACGAACUUAACGAAGCAUGGCAGCGUCUCCGCCAGAUGGUAGUCAUCCGUCAGGAGCGUCUUCUCGGCGCUCACGAGAUCCAGCUGUUCAACCGAGAUGCGGACGAGACCAUCGCCUGGAUCUCUGAGAAGGACCUCAUUCUCGGGUCGGAUGACUAUGGCAGGGAUCUCGCUACUGUGCAAACGCUGCAGCGCAAGCACGAGGGGGUAGAACGCGACCUGGCAGCCCUCGAAGACAAGGUGACAACCCUGGGCGCGGAGGCGGACCGGCUGGCGGGCAUCCACGGCGACCACGCGCCGGCUAUACACGCCAAGAGAGGGGAGAUCGCGCAGGCCUGGCAGACGCUCGUUACUAAGGCUCAGGAGCGCCGCACGGAGCUCGAAUCCUCGCACGCUCUGCACCGCUUCCUCGCUGACUACCGCGACCUGGUGUCGUGGAUCAACGCCAUCCGCGCGCUCAUCGCCGCCGACGACCUCGCCAAGGACGUGCCCGGCGCCGAGGCGCUGCUCGAGAGGCACCAGGAGCAUAAGGGCGAGAUGGACGCGCGUGAAGACGUAAUCCGCGCAUGCGCGUCGGCCGGCCAGCAGCUCGUAGACUCCGAACACCGCGCCUCAGCCGAAGUCUCUCAAGCACUCGAUACGCUGCAGAGAGAGAGCUCAGCGCUGCAACAGCUGUGGGAGCAGCGAAGAGUGCUGUAUCUGCAGUGCAUGGACCUUCAACUGUUUUACCGCGAUACUGAGCAAGCGGACGCCUGGAUGCAUAAGCAAGAGGCAUUCCUCGGCAACAAGGACGUGGGCGACUCGCUGGACUCGGUCGAAGCUCUGCUCAAGAAGCACGAGGACUUCGAGAAGUCUCUAGCUGCACAGGAAGAGAAGAUAAAGGCGUUAGAUGAGUUCGCCACCAAGCUGAUUGAAGGGCAACAUUAUGCCGCUGAUGAUGUGGCUCAGAGGAGGGAGAUGUUGCUGGAGCGCCGCGCGGCCCUGCUCAAGAGUUCGAGCGAGCGCCGCACGCUGCUCGAAGACGCUUACAAGUACCAGCAGUUCGAGCGGGACUGCGACGAGACUAAGGGCUGGAUCAACGAGAAGCUCAAGUUCGCCACGGACGACUCGUACCUGGACCCCACCAACUUGAACGGAAAGGUGCAGAAGCACGGCAACUUCGAGCAGGAGCUGCAGGCGAACAAGCCCAGGGUGGACGAGAUCGCCGCCCAGGGGAAACAGCUGUUGGAGCAGGAGCACUUCGCUACAGCUCAAAUCGAGUCCCGCCUGAACGAGCUCGCCGGUCUAUGGGAGGCUCUAUCCACCGCCUCCGUGCUGAAAGGAUCCAAGCUGCAAGAGGCUGCUCAGCAGCAGCAGUACAACCGCGCCGUGGAGGACGUGGAGCUGUGGCUGGGCGAGCUGGAGGGGCAGCUGCUCAGCGAGGACUACGGGAAGGACCUGACAUCAGUGCAGAACCUGCAGAAGAAGCACGCUCUACUGGAAGCGGACGUGGGCUCGCACGCGGAGCGCAUCGACGCGAUCCGCCAGCAGGCCGACCAGUUCAUAGAGAGAGAGCACUUCGACGCAGACAACAUCAAGGCUAAGCGGGACGCGCUAGUAGCCCGCUACGCCGCUCUCGACAAGCCGAUGGCGAUCCGCAAGCGGCGCCUCCUAGACUCUCUGCAGGCGCAGCAGCUGUUCCGCGACUUGGACGACGAGAGCGCCUGGAUCCGGGAGAAGGAGCCCAUCAUCGCCAGCACCAACCGAGGCCGCGACCUGAUCGGCGUCCAGAACCUCAUGAAGAAGCACCAGGCAGUCACCGGGGAGAUGGCUCAACACGAGGCCCGGGUGGAGGCGGUGAGGGCUGCGGGGCAGGCGCUGAGGGACGCCGGCCACUUCGCAGCUGAAGAGAUUACUGCCAGGUUGAAGCAGCUCACGGACCAGUGGACGCAGCUGCAGGAGAAGGCCGCUCAGCGCAAACAAGACCUCGAGGACUCCCUCCAAGCGCAACAAUACUUCGCGGAUGCCAACGAGGCGGAGUCGUGGAUGCGCGAGAAGGAGCCCAUGGCCAACACGCAGGACUACGGCAAAGACGAGGACUCGUCUGAAGCCUUGCUGAAGAAACAUGAGGCGCUGGUGUCGGAUUUGGAAGCCUUCGGGAAUACUAUUAAGUCGCUGCGCGAGCAGGCUAACUCUUGUCGGCAACAAGAGUCCCCGGUGGUGGACGUGUCGGGCAAGGAGUGCGUGGUGGCGCUGUACGACUACGCGGAGAAGUCUCCACGCGAGGUGUCCAUGAAGCGCGGCGAUGUGCUCACCCUGCUCAACUCUAACAACAAGGACUGGUGGAAGGUGGAGGUGAACGACCGGCAGGGCUUCGUGCCGGCCGCGUACGUGAAGAAGAUCGACGCCGGCCUCUCCUCCUCGCAGCAGGACCUGGCCGACUCCAGCUCCAUCGCCGCCAGGCAGAACCAGAUCGAGUCCCAGUUCGACAACCUGCUCGGUCUGGCUCGCGAGCGACAGAACAAGCUCAACGAGACCGUGAAGGCGUAUGUACUGGUGCGCGAGGCCGCUGAGCUCGCCACAUGGAUCAAGGAUAAGGAGAUGCACGCGCAAGUGCAAGACGUGGGCGAGGACCUGGAACAGGUCGAAGUCAUGCAGAAGAAGUUCGACGACUUCCAGAACGACCUGCGAGCGAACGAGGUGCGGCUCGCGGAGAUGAACGAGAUCGCCGUGCAGCUCAUGACGGUGGGGCAGACCGAGGCCGCGCUCAAGAUCAAUACGCAGAUGCAGGAGCUGAACUCGAAGUGGUCGUCGCUGCAGCAGCUGACGGCGGAGCGCGCGCAGCAGCUCGGCUCCGCGCACGAGGUGCAGCGCUUCCACCGCGACGUGGAUGAGACCAAGGACUGGAUCGCUGAGAAGGAGGCAGCUCUAGCUACUGACGACCUGGGCCGUGACUUGCGUUCCGUGCAGACGUUGCAACGCAAACACGAAGGCCUGGAGCGCGACCUAGCCGCCCUCGGAGACAAGAUCCGUCAACUAGACGAGACGGCCAACCGGCUGAUGUCCUCCCACGGGGACUCCGCCGACGCCACCUACAGCAAGCAGCGCGAGAUCAACGAGGCCUGGCAGCAGCUGCAGGCAAGGGCCAACGCGAGGAAGGAGAAGCUGUUGGACUCGUACGACCUGCAGAGAUUCCUGUCGGACUACCGCGACCUGAUGGCGUGGAUCAACUCGAUGAUGGCGCUGGUGAGCUCGGAGGAGCUCGCUAAUGACGUCACCGGCGCCGAGGCGUUGCUCGAGAGGCACCAGAGUCAGCGCUUGGAGAUAGACGCGCGGUACGGCAUAACGCCGCAGGAGCACCGAACAGAGAUGGACGCGCGCGCCGGUACCUUCCAAGCUCUGGAGCUGUUCGGGCAACAGCUGCUGCAGGGCGGGCACUACGCCAGCCCCGACAUCCAGGACAAGCUGGCCAGCAUGGCCGACGCCCGACAGGAGCUGGAGAAAGCGUGGGUAGCCCGCCGUGUCAAACUCGACCAGAACCUGGAACUCCAGCUGUUCUACCGCGACUGCGCGACGGCGGAGGGGUGGAUGGCGGCGCGCGAGGCGUUCCUGGCGCCGGCGGCCGGAGACGCGCCCGACGCCGCCGCCAUGCCCGACAACGUGGAGCAGCUCAUCAAGAAGCACGAGGACUUUGACAAGGCGAUCAAUGCGCAUGAGGAGAAGAUCGCCCAAGUGCAGACGCUGGCCGAACAGCUGAUCGCUUCGGAGCACUACGCGGCGCCCGCCAUCGACGACAAGCGGCGGCAGGUGCUGGACCGCUGGCGCCAUCUGAAGGAGGCGCUCAUAGAGAAGCGCUGCCGUCUGGGCGACGAGCAGACGCUGCAGCAGUUCUCGCGCGACGCGGACGAGAUGGAGAACUGGAUCGCGGAGAAACUGCAGCUCGCUACUGAGGAGAGCUACAAGGACCCAGCCAACAUCCAGUCCAAACACCAGAAGCACCAGGCCUUCGAAGCCGAGCUCGCCGCCAACGCGGAGCGCAUCCAGUCCGUGCUGGCCAUGGGCGGCAACCUCGUGCAGCGCGGGCAGUGCAGCGGCAGCGAGGAUGCUGUACAGGCGCGGCUGGCGUCCAUCGCGGACCAGUGGGAGUUCCUGACGCAGAAGACCACGGAGAAGUCGCUCAAGCUGAAGGAGGCCAACAAGCAGCGCACCUACAUCGCCGCUGUGAAGGACUUGGACUUCUGGCUUGGAGAGGUGGAGAGCCUCCUAACCUCCGAGGACUCGGGCAAGGACCUGGCGUCCGUGCAGCACCUGAUGAAGAAGCAGCAGCUGGUGGAGGCGGACGUGGCGGCGCACGAGGACCGCAUCCACGACAUGAACCAGCAGGCGGACGCGCUGCUGUCCAGCGGCCAGUUCGACCACGCAGCUGGUAUAGCGGAGCGUCGCGCCGGCAUCAACGAGCGGUUCGAGCGCGUGCGCAACCUGGCCGCGCACCGCCGCGCGCGCCUCGACGAGGCCAACACGCUGCACCAGUUCUUCAGGGACAUCGCUGACGAGGAGUCGUGGAUCAAGGAGAAGAAGCUGCUGGUCGCAUCAGACGACUACGGGCGCGACCUCACCGGAGUCCAGAACCUUCUGAAGAAGCACAAGCGUCUGGAAGCCGAGCUGGCGUCUCACGAGCCCGCUAUCCAAGCCGUGCAAGAGGCUGGAGAGAAACUCAUGGAUGUGUCCAACCUGGGCGUGCCCGAGAUCGAGCAGAGGCUCAAGGCGUUGGCCCAAGCUUGGUCGGAACUGCAAACAUUGGCCGCGGAGCGAGGCGCCAAGCUGCAACAGUCGCUCGCCUACCAACAGUUCUUGGCUAAGGUUGAUGAGGAAGAGGCCUGGAUCAGCGAGAAGCAGCAGCUAGUGGUCGUAGCCGAAUGCGGCGACAGCAUGGCGGCCGUGCAGGGGCUGCUGAAGAAGCACGAGGCGCUGGAGGCGGAGCUGGCGGCGCGCGGCGAGCGGGGGCGCGAGCUGGCCGCGGCCGGCGAUGCGCUGCUGCGGCAGGGCAACCUGCACGCCGACGCGCUGUCGCAGCGCCUGCGACAGCUGCAGGCUAAACUCGACAAACUCACCCAACUAGCCGCCCGUCGCAAGGCGGCGCUAGUCGACAACUCGGCGUACCUCCAGCUGCUGUGGAAGGCGGACGUGGUGGAGUCGUGGAUCGCGGACAAGGAGACGCACGUGCGGUCCGACGAGUUCGGACGGGACCUGUCCACGGUGCAGACGCUGUUGACUAAGCAGGAUACUUUUGAUGCUGGCCUAGCCGCGUUCGAGCACGAAGGCAUCCAGAACAUCACCGCGCUCAAAGAACAACUAGUCGCGUCCUCCCACGAACAAACACCGGCCAUCGUCAAACGCCACGGUGACGUCAUCGCGCGCUGGCAACGCCUGCUGGCCGACAGCGCCGCGAGGAAGCAACGCCUGCUGCAGCUGCAAGACCAGUUCCGCCAGAUUGAGGAGCUGUAUCUCACGUUCGCUAAGAAGGCGUCUGCCUUCAACUCGUGGUUCGAGAACGCUGAGGAAGACCUCACGGACCCGGUGCGCUGCAACUCCAUCGAGGAGAUCCGGGCAUUACGCGAUGCGCACACGCAGUUCCAGGCAUCUCUAUCAUCAGCCCAGAGCGACUUCGAGGCUCUGGCCGCCCUGGACGAGCAGAUCAAGUCGUUCAACGUGGGCGCCAACCCCUACACCUGGUUCACCAUGGAGGCGCUCGAGGAGACGUGGAGGAACCUGCGCAAGAUCAUCGCGGAGCGCGACGUGGAGCUGACGAAGGAAGCUCAGCGCCAGGAGGAGAACGACAAGCUGCGCAAGGAGUUCGCCAAGCACGCUAACGCCUUCCACACCUGGCUCACCGAGACGCGGUACCGGUUGCUAGGCUGGAACGGCACAUCCAUGAUGGAGGGCACGGGCUCGCUGGAGCAGCAGCUGGAGACGCUGCGGCAGAAGGCGGGCGAGGUGCGCGCGCGCCGCGCCGACCUGCGCCGGCUUGAGGAGUUGGGCGCCGCCCUAGAAGAGCACCUGAUCCUGGACAACCGCUACACGGAGCACAGCACGGUGGGGCUGGCACAGCAGUGGGACCAGCUGGACCAGCUGUCCAUGCGCAUGCAGCACAACCUCGAGCAGCAGAUCCAGGCGCGCAACCACUCGGGAGUCAGCGAGGACGCCCUCAAGGAGUUCUCGAUGAUGUUCAAGCACUUCGACAAGGAGCGGUCGGGGCGGCUGAACCACCACGAGUUCAAGUCGUGUCUGCGCGCGCUCGGCUACGACCUGCCCAUGGUGGAGGACGGCCAGCCCGACCCCGAGUUCGAUGCUAUACUUAACUGCGUGGACCCGAACCGCGACGGCCAAGUCUCGCUGCAGGAGUACAUGGCGUUCAUGAUCAGCAAGGAGACGGAGAACGUGCAGUCCUCGGAGGAGAUCGAGAACGCGUUCCGCGCGAUCACCGCGCACCAGGACCGCGCUUAUGUCACCAAGGAGGAGCUGUAUGCGAACCUGACGAAGGAGAUGGCGGACUACUGCGUGGCGCGCAUGAACCAGUACGUGGACCCGAAGACCGAGCGACCCAUCCCCAACGCGCUGGACUACGUGGACUUCACCCGCACUUUAUUCCAGAAUUAAACGCCCACGCCGCCCGUGUGCCGCGCAGCUGGAGCUUUACCAACAGUGUUGCCAGAUUAAAAAUAUUAACUCCAAAAAGUUUUUGCGAUUUAUCUUGUGACGUCUCACCUCCUUUGUCGACGCACGGGCGUAUAAGCUUGAAAACCACCAAUUUUAUUCCAUAACUAUAAUAUUAUUAUUAAUCGUACCGAAUGUGGUAGUUUAUAGUUGACUAGAAUUUGCCCAUACGUGUUACUGCUUCACUAUUCCAUGUUGGCUGAUGCGGUGCUUAUACUUGAGCGUUUUCCUGCCUUCAAUAUCGUAAGGAGUAUUCGCUUUCUGUGUCCGCAUUUGCCUAAAACAUUUUCAAUAUUUAACGAUGUUUUACCUAUUGGUAUCUAAGCAGUAGUAAGGGUUCGAAUUCCUUUCUCUGGUUCCAGCAGAGAAACCAGAAACUCCCCGAUCUGCGACUAAUUCCCUCGACUCUGGUAUCCGUACCAUCUUCGAUCAAAUCCUAUCUCACGAGCUUUAUUCGACAAAUUGUAUUUGCCUUUCGCAUUGCAUUUAUUAUUCGUAGUUGUGUAAGAAAAAAGUAUUUUACGUCUAAGAUUAUGUUAUUCAUAAAUUAUUAUUGUAUCGCAUAAUAUGUUUGGUAAUUUCACGCUAAAUGUAUUUAUUUUUUGUAUCACUUCACUUCAAUAAAUAUUUCCUAAAAAUA